CCGGCAAGGCUACUGCAUCACGACUGCGCAUCGGACAUGCGCAGAUACUCUCGGCGCGCUAUCGUGCGCCUAUAUAAUCAGUGACUGAAUAAACCGAUCGUUCUUCUUGUUCUGGCCAUCAUGCUGUAUCGUCGUCCUUGCUAGUUACAUGGUGUCAGAAGUGGCCGCCGCGGACCGAAGCACGGCAGCAACGGCGCGGAAUCGCCAUGGACCUACUGAAGCCGCCGGAGCCAUUGCGCCUAUCGGGCAACGUGUCUGAAAAUUGGAAGCGCUUCAAGCAAAGGUUCGAGCUUUUUCUGCAAGCAACGGCAGUCGAGAAGGCCCCGAGAAGUGACUCCUCGAAAGUGGCACUCUUGCUGAGCUUCGCGGGAGACGAAGUGCUCGACAUCUUCAACAACUUUCAGUACGGCCCCGAAGAAAGCAAGGAAUGUUACGACACGGUCGUGCAGAAGUUCGACGCCUACUUCUCCGAGGUGAGCAAUGAAAUUCACGAAAGAUAUGUUUUUCGUAUACGAAGCCAGGCGGAGAAAGAACCUUUUGAGAAGUUUGUGCGGUACUUAAAGAAGCAGGCGACACAGUGCAACUUUGGGGAUCAGCACGAUUCACUGAUUAGAGACCAAAUUGUGUUUGGUACGAACAACCCAAAGCUGCGUGAAAGAAUGCUUGCCGAGAGAGGCCUGACGCUACUAAAAGCCGAGGAAAUGUGUAAAGCGGCAGAAGCAGCGGCACUAAGGAGCCUAGUUUGGAAUAGGACGGAAGAGAGCAUUGACGCGGUUUCAAGUGGCGAAACGGCGACGAAAAAACAGCAGCAGCGGAAAAAAAAGCAGAGUCGGGAUAAUCAAGAUAUUUGCUGCAGGAAGUGCAACCGCAAACAUAAACCUAAGCAAUGCCCCGCGUAUGGUAAAUUAUGUCAUUCUUGCCGCAAAUACAACCACUUUGCAAGUUGUUGCCAGAAGUCUACCGUUGUUAGCGAAGUAGCUAAUCUCGAUGAGAAUGACUUUGAGAUUCUCGAAAUCUGCGCCGAAAAUUGUCGCAAGAAAGACUGGACAAUCAAGGCUCGAGUAAAUGGCAGAGAAGUGACGUUCAAAGUGGACACCGGUUCGCAGGCAAGCUUACUUCCAUUUACAACGUACCGUAAGCUUGGAUCCAAAGAAGCGUUGCAACCAACCGGGUCAGUGUUGCGCGCCUACAACGGGGGUGUUAUUUCAAGUUAUGGAACAACGUCACAGAAAGUGUCUGUCGGAACCACCGAGAUAAGCGUGAAAUUCUUUAUCGUAAAGAAUGGGCGCCAAGCCAUCCUUGGGCUCGAUGCCAGUGAAGCGCUUGGGUUGGUUCGACGUACGGUAGACGCUGUCAAUGCCUCGUCUGAGUAUGAACUUUUGAAAGAUUUCAGGCACCUGUUCCAAGGGCUCGGCUGCUUGAAAACUCAGUACAGAAUGGUCCUGGAUCCAGACGCGGUUCCGGUCGUUCAGCCUGCUCGCCGGGUUCCACUUGCACUUCAGGAACCUCUGAAGAAGGAACUACAGCGAAUGACCCGGGAGGGCAUCAUCGUCAAAGAAAAUGAGCCAACCGACUGGUAUAUUCCUGGGAAGCACCUUGUUCUUGCUGACAUGUUGUCCCGGUCAACUGUUGACAACCAAGACGAGGCUGGUGCUACUACCGACGUGGAAGUUCACGCAAUCCAGCUUCUAGUUUACCGUGUCACAGAAGCAACGCAGAAAGAACUGCAAGCGGCAACGGCUCGUGACGGCUACCUACAGUCGGUGAUCGCAAGUUUGUCCGUGGGGCUUCCAGUACAAGGUGAACUAAAGCCUUUUGAGCAAGAACUCUCAUUUGUCAACGGAAUACUUUUAAAGGCGUCGAAGGUUGUUAUUCCGAAAAGCAUGCGACAAACUAUGCUUGAAAAAAUCCAUGCAGGUCACCUCGGCAUGCAAAAAUGCAAAGAAAGGGCCAGACGCCUCGUGUUUUGGCCGGGGCUUAACGCUGAGAUUGCUUCCAUGGUGCAACUUUGUCCUACGUGCCGCAAGUACGCUUACAAACAGCCCAAGGAACCGCUUCAAAUGCGGCCCGUGCCAGGUUGUGCAUGGCAUAGAGUUGGAGCGGACAUUUUUUCGUUUGGGGGGGACUCGUACAUCGUUGUCUUUGACGCCUUAUCAAACUUUCCGGAAGUUCAGAAACUACCUGACAUGUCGGCGCAAUCAACCAUUGCAGCACUGAGCGCUAUUUUUGCCAGAUUUGGCGUGCCCGUCGAAGUAUGUACUGAUAACGGCCCACAAUUUUCCAGCCAUGAAUUUCUUUUGUUUUCAAGGAGGUACGACUUCACGCACGUCGCUUCAAGCCCUCAUUAUCCGCAGUCAAACGGGCUUGCGGAAAAAGGUGUGCAGGUUGUGAAUCGCAUUUUGAAAAAAACUGCAGAUUCGGGCGACGACUUCUGGCUGGGCCUGCUGGCCUACCGCUCUACCCCAUUGGAGGACGGGCGAUCCCCUGGUGAACUACUGCAAGGAAGGCGCCUUCGCGCUAACCUCCCGGACUUCAGUGCGGUGACCGCAACCGACGUCAAGAAGCACAGCCAGGCCCAAGGGGGAAGGCCUUUGCCUCCUCUGCAGAAGGGUGUCGUCGUGAGGCUCAGAGACGCUGCAUGGUCCCGAAAAGCUCAAGUGGUGGGUUCGCCAUAUCCAAGGUCCUACCUUGUCAAAACGGAGGACCAGAAGCUGUUAAGGCGCAACCGUCGUCACCUACUUCAAACUGGCGAACGGUUCAUCGAGGAAAGCGACGACGACAUUGAUACCAGCCCAGCGGACAACAACGUUGGUGGCCAUCCGACAGUGGCAACUUCAACCUCGCCAGCCAACGGCCGACGUCGCGAAGUUCCAACGUCGGGCGACCCUUCGCCACCUGUGGUGCGUCAGUCAACUUCACCACCGACGCCAGCUUUGAGAAGGUCGACUCGAUCCGUGAAGCCACCACAGCGUCUUCAUUAUGACAAGGACUUUAACCAAGUGUCUGAUAUCAUUUUUUGAAGUGUCAUGUACUUACCACUGUUUCGGUGGGUGUGUAAUUUCUUUGUUAACGGAAAGGAUGUAUCCGGCAAGGCUACUGCAUCACGACUGCGCAUCGGACAUGCGCAGAUACUCUCGGCGCGCUAUCGUGCGCCUAUAUAAUCAGUGACUGAAUAAACCGAUCGUUCUUCUUGUUCUGGCCA
Rhipicephalus sanguineus (brown dog tick) is the source of this 3202-nucleotide messenger RNA. RefSeq lists its product as uncharacterized. Gene Ontology annotation, molecular function: nucleic acid binding. The record is from RefSeq and is a predicted model, not a curated record. Gene Ontology annotation, biological process: DNA integration. The coding region runs from base 207 to 3020 and encodes 937 amino acids. The transcript has 2 exons. Lineage: Eukaryota; Metazoa; Arthropoda; Arachnida; Ixodida; Ixodidae.